UUACACACAGUACACACAGUGUUUCCAAUCAAUCAAAAAAAAAAACUGAGAAAGUUAGCGAUAUCACUUUUACCAGCAAUUGUGAAGACAGGAAUAAAGAGAAAAGCCAAUAUCUCUUUAUAUGAUGAUUUUCAAAUUCCUAAUUCUAAUAUAAAAGGAACUAAUUAUAACGUCAAAAAGCAAAUGUAUUAG
Molecule: messenger RNA, 192 nt
Organism: Racocetra persica
Lineage: Eukaryota; Fungi; Glomeromycota; Glomeromycetes; Diversisporales; Gigasporaceae
Source: the annotation of a GenBank genome assembly